GUAUGCAGAGUUCGGAGAAUCAUGGUAGCGGAAGUUACCUUUAGUUCCGAAGCUGCGAUAUUUGAUUUGGAAGUCUUUAUAAGUCUUGAAACCAAAAAUUUAGUCCUGCAUCAGAGUAAGCAUUAAUGAUAUUCAAUUCACAAACCUAGCCGGAAGUAGCAUUUGUUGACAUGAAGAUGUGUACCAGUUUACUUCCGCUGAAACCCGAUAAUUUUAAAAAUACAGCUAUUAGCAUGCACAGACAUGGCCGUGGCGUACGUCACGCAUAUGCAUAUGUAACCUUAAACCGGUUGCCUCUUUACUUUGAAGGGUAAUAAGUAGAUGUCUAACCCUGUUAGAAGAGCCACUUUUGUCCAAAGAUCAUGUUGUUGUUCGGGACCAAUUUGAAAUGGAUGACCCUUUAGGCUCUUUCCAUCACUGUAGCUUGAAGAGGCCAAUGUUGUUAUGCUUGCGAUUUAAUUGUUGCGUGACGUGUCGGUUAAUAAGAAGCUUAUUCUUAAGAAAGUUGAUUUCAAGUUGUUUUUUCUCUUGAUAGAAACCUGACCAUCCCAGAAACGUCGAUCACGACUCGUGAGCAUUAAAAGACCUCAGACUAAGAGCAAUUGGAUGUUACCUGGUGAACUACACGACAGCCGAAAAGCUUUAACCGGCAGCCAAGCCAUGGGCUUGAAUGAACUGAUUCAUCCCCCUGGUUGUUCAGAUCCAAACUGUCUGUUGCCCUCCUGUAUUAACAUAAAGCUAAGGAGGAAUCAUUUACAAACAUGUAGGAAGAAACGAGGGCGCUGUGAUAUUUGCAAAAUACUAACGAGCAAUCUCACAAACGCACUGGCUGGUCCUUUCCCUGAUCCCCCUGCUUUGCCUCCACCGAGGAGGAAACUAAGAGAAUCAGCGGCGACUCGAGCAGACGUCAAUGUGUCGACUGGGAAUAGUCAGGAAAAAAUGAUUACCGAGCCAAAAUUCUCUAACGCGAGGAAGAAAAUGGCCUCUUCUGAUGGCGUAGAAGAACGUUCAGCACCUCGAUAUGAGGGCCUCAGCACGGCUGUUUUACCUUACGUUGACCGAAAUAGCAGUUUUCAGCCCCAAGGGCGAAAUACGGUACAACUCAGUACCAAUCUAAAUGGUGAUUUCAAAUCAAUCGAAGCACAGCAAGAACAGGCGAUUCAACAACCACUGGAGGUGCUUUGCAACGCUUUGCAGGCUCUGAAUACCGUUAUACAAAUGUUAACGUCAAAUCAGUUGGAGAUACAAGCCAUUCCAAUUUUUAAGCAGGCUGUUGCAAGUAUGGAAUCUGCAGUCUUGAAACGUUCGAAAGAGAACAAUGCAACAAGUUCCUUCGACAACCCACGGCCGAUGAUGAUGGACUGCUCUGAAAAUGGCACAACGAAAGUGGAGAAUCAGUGGAAUAGACCUGUGGUAGCAAUAGAUAUACCAAUGCUGCAGUCGUCGCCCUCGUCCGCCUUGUUCAUCCAGCCAUCUUCGGCAACAUCACCACCAUCAUUAUCUGCGUCCUCCUCGUCAUCUUCAUCGUCAUUAUCGUCCUCGCCAUCAGUGACGCCUCCAUUAUGCGACGACGUUUUGCCAGAAGCCAAUCUGUUGGCUGGAUGUUUCCAAGUGCAGGCUCCAGAUAAACCAAUGCUAACCAAGGAGUCUGCUGAAGAUGUUCGAGGUCACGACCUAAUGAACGAGUUCAGUUUCGAUCUGCAAGAUAUCAUUUUGCUGGAUUUUGCUGAAGAAUUGCUGGAAUAGUAUCUGCAUUUCAUUUGAGAAAGGGGAAGGAGUGCAGUGAGUUCCAUCGAGCUCAGUCUCAAUACCAGGAGGCAGACUCUCAAGCUACCGUGAAUGGAAUGAUGAGUAUUUCAAUGUUCCUUCCUCGAGAGUAGCACUUUUAUUUAAUAUCGAGAGCAUCAAUUUCGGAGGCAUUCUACCAUUUGCCUAGUACUAGGUGUGUUAGACGAAGUACAUGAAAGGACGUACUCAGAUAGCAUUGACUCAGAGAUAUACAUCGGCGCGAAUGGUGCACUGAACCUCAAUGAUGUCUUUGACGUCCAGGAAGAAAUGGGUCCUGCCGAGUAUCUGCCAAGCCAUUCAAACUCAACAGCUAGUACCUGUUCCUGCCCAUCUUUAAUAAUUAAGCUCAGAUCUAUGCAAUGUAGCUCAGAAUAUCAAUAUAGAUUCCGUUAACAGUUUGCAAAACCCCUCCCGUGGAUUGGUCACGGUAGCUUGAAUGACUUGCGAGUUACUUUCCAAACCAAAUGCAGAUUAUUUAGAGUAUACUCUUGUUUGUACCCUAAACAAUGCCUUAAAGAAGAUGGAAGACGUUCGUACUCGCCCCCUGCGGGUAAAAGAGGUAUAAAAUAAUGCAACACUAAUCCUAGAGAAAGUGGUCGAAAUGUCUUUAAAAAAAUGGCAGAACAAGUUUGGGGUCACCCAGCUUUGCAUGUUUUGAGUCUUUCAUUGGCUCUAAGUUCCCAGUCUUUGCAAGCUUUUUCCAGGGAGCCACAAAUUUGCAUAAUCAUUACAAUCUCCUCAAAAGUGAUUAGUGCCUUAGCUGCUUUAUUUUUCACUGAUUAUUCUGUAGAGUUGUAAUCGGACAGUUGGCUGUAAUCGGAAACCUGUAAUCGUACAGUUGAAGCAGUCAAUCAUACUACUAAGUUCACUCAGCUAAAUCCACCAAUCACAGAAUUGAUCACGAUAAUCAUAGCAGCAACCACUUAUCUUAAAAAAGUUGGGAACUUUCAAAAUGGAGGAAUUUUUUUACUUAAGACAGACUCUACCGGAGUUAUUUUCCCUUAAUAUAUUUGCUUUUUUUUCGUAAUUUGUAAUAUUUAUGAUUAAUUAUUAACAGAACUUCGUGUGGUCCAAUUCGAUCUGCAAUCGUACUCUAAUGAUUGACAAAUCAGACUCCCUCUUCAUAAUUGUCCGACUUUAUUAAUCGCUCUUAUUAUAUGGCUGUGUCUCACAAGGACUGGGAACUACCGAAUUCACCAAUUUGAU
Molecule: messenger RNA, 2994 nt
Organism: Stylophora pistillata
Lineage: Eukaryota; Metazoa; Cnidaria; Anthozoa; Scleractinia; Pocilloporidae
Source: RefSeq, a predicted model, not a curated record